Messenger RNA from Microtus ochrogaster (prairie vole), 375 nucleotides. RefSeq names its product ATP synthase F(0) complex subunit j, mitochondrial. NCBI's taxonomy places the organism in Eukaryota, Metazoa, Chordata, Mammalia, Rodentia, Cricetidae. Gene Ontology annotation, cellular component: mitochondrion; proton-transporting ATP synthase complex. The record is from RefSeq and is a predicted model, not a curated record.
CAAAAGAAAGCAGUAGGUGGAAAUCUGGUGUGGCCUGUGGCCUUGGUCCCGCUGAGAUGCUUCAAAGCCUUAUUAAGAAUGUCUGGGUCCCCAUGAAACCCUACUAUACCCAGGUUUACCAGGAAAUUUGGGUAGGAAUGGGGUUGAUGACCUUCAUCCUUUAUAAAAUCAGGAGUGCUGAUAAAAGAAGUAAAGCUUUGAAAGGCUCCAGUCCUGCACCUGCCCAUGGUCAUCACUAACUGCUCCGAGUCCACUCAAGAUGAAUCCUGUCGGCUAAACUUAAGCAAGCUGUGUUAGAUGGGAACAUGGAACAUCGCUGUACACUUCCCUAAGUACCAUUUACAAUGUGGCAUUAAUAAAUGUGUCUGAUCAGCC